AUGGACGGGGUCCGAGCGCUCGACAUUUUGCCGUUGCUGAACGAACGGUUCGCGUUGCUUUCGGGAGGCCGCGAUAAUCGUGGCGGACCGAUCAUCUGUUUUCCGGCCACGACGAAACGCGAGCGGAUUAAACCGGAAGACAUCAAGCGCGUCGUGAGCUACUUCAUCAACAUACCGAGCGAUGAAAGCAAAAGUCUCGGCUUCACCAUCAUCAUAGACAUGCGGGGCAACGGCAACACGGCAGCCAGCGCCAAGAUGAUCCUGAAGGUGCUGCAGGAAAACUUCGGCACGGACGUGAUCCACCAAGCGGUCAUCAUCAAACCGGACAACUUCUGGCACAAACAGCGCUCCUCGAUCGCGAGCAACAAGUACAAGUUCGAGACGACGACAAUCUCGAUCCAAUCGCUCGGAAAGCUCGUGGAACCGUCACAGCUAACGUCCGAUUUCGAGGGAUUCCUGCACUACGAUCACACGGUGUGGAUCGACCUGCGAGCCGCAUUCGAGGACUUCCUGUGGCAGGCGAGCGACAUCCUCGAUCGGAUCGAUGAUCUGCAGGAGGAUCUAACGCACUCCGAGUGUCCGGAGGACGUGAACGGUGCGAAACAUAGCAUCGACGCACACAACGAGAUGAAGCGCAAGAUCCUGAAGCUCCCGAUCGAGGAUCUCGACCUGCAGGGCCAGAAGCUGCUCGGCAAGCUGACGACGUACUCGAACCGGAACGACGACGGCUGCCAUUCGGCACCAUUGCCCUCGAACUCUCUCAACCCGGAUGUGACGUCCGCGAUGAAUCAGGUCCUGCAACAGCUCGAAACGGUGCGGAACACCCAACAGCAGCUGCUGAACUUGUGGCAACAUCGCAAAACCAAGCUCGACCAGUGCUUCCAGCUGCGGCUGUUCGAGCAGGACUGCGAAAAAAUGUUCGACUGGAUCCUGCACAACCGGGACGUGUUCCAGGAGACGUAUGUCGAGAUCGGGCACAACUACGCUAUAGCCAAAAACCUGCAGGAAGAGCACCAGCGCUUUGCCAUAACAUCUCGCAACGUGUGCGUCAACAUCAACCGGAUCCUGGCUGUGGCCGCCCGGCUGUACGAGGGCAAUCAUUAUGCGGCGGCCCACAUACGGACGCUGGCGGCUCGGUUGGAUAAAACGUGGAAGGAUUUUGUCACUACGCUGGACGAGCGGACGGCUGUACUGACGCUUUCGGUUGUGUUCCAUCACAAGGCGGAACAGUACACGGAGAGCGUCAGCAGCUGGGCGGCGGCCUGCGAGGCCACGAUCCCGACGCCGACGAACGUGGAGAUACUGGAGACGGCCAUUGGCACGCACCAGUCGCUGUAUGAAGCCAUGUGCCAGGCGUACACGGAGGUGCAUUCGACGAGCAAAAAGCUCCUGUACCAGUUGGAUCACCUGGUGCAGGUUUGCAAUCAACCACCGAUCGUGAACACCAGGAAAAAUGACAAUUCACACUUUAACGGUGGCAAUCCCGCUGCAGACUACAGCGAAGGCGCCUCGCACGUGCUCGCAGUAAUACACCAAAUACUCGGCCAUCACCGGGCACUCGAGAGCAAGUGGCACGCGGGCAAGCUGCGGUUACAUCAGAAGCUCGCUCUGCGGUUGUUCCAGGAGGACGUGAAACAGGUGCUGGACUGGCUGCAGAACCACGGUGAUGUGUUCCUGCGAAAGAACAAGGGUAUCGGCAAAAGCUUACAAAAAGCUCGUGUGUAUCAAACGAGCCACGAGCACUUUGAAAACGUUGCGCAAAACACCUACCGAAACGCGGAAAAGCUGCUGGCUGCGGCCGAAGAGCUGGCUCGGUCUGGUGAGGUGUCUCCGCAGGAAAUAUUUUCCGUAGCGCAGGAGCUCGAAGCGAACGUGGCCUCGUUUGCGGAACGCGUCGAAAAGCGUCGGCGGCGGCUGGAUCUGGCGGUUGUGUUCUACUCGAACGAGAAGGAAAUAUCCGCCUGGCAGGAGCAGCUGCACGCCGAGGUGACGAAUGAGGAGUCGCUGGAGCUGGCUAACGAGCAUCUGGAGGGUACGGAGCGCAUGCUGGAACAGUGCAAGGAGCAGGAGGAGAAUACGCUCAAGACGUGCAUGCAAGCAAUCGCCCAGGGAGAGGCACUGCUGCAGGAGCUGCGCGCAAUAGAGGAAGAAGACAGCUCCGGUUCGCUGACGGCGGUGCAGAAUGCGCUCGAUCGCAUCCAAAAGAAUCGGCUGGACCUCGAGGGUCUUUGGCAGACGCGCCGCAUGAAGAUCGAUCUGUACUUGCGGUUGCGCAUCUUCGAACGGGACGCACUGGAAGUGUCCUCGCAGCUUGAGAUGUGGUCGGAAGAGCUGCAACACACGGAGGUGUCCCGUGACUUCCAGAAGACGGAACAGUUCCUUCGGUUGCACAACGAAUCGGUCAACCAGAUGCAGACGACCACGUACCAGGUGAUAAAUCAGGGCCACGAGCUGAUGCAGCUGUUCGAAUCGUCCGGCCUGUUGAUCAUGGCGGACGCGAACCACACGGCCCAAACGCGGGUGCAAUGUUUGUUAGAAUUUUUACACGAUCGAGAGCUCGACCUGGAGGAUAUGGCCGAGGCGAAGCGCAUCAAGCUGGAGCAGUCGAUGCAGCUGUGCCACUUCCAGAACGAUGCGAACCAAGUGAUCUCCUGGAUCCGGAACGGUGAGGCGAUGCUCAACGCCAACUUCUCGAUCCCGAACAACUUCCAGGAGGCGGAGCAGAUGCGCAAGGAGCACGAACAGUUCCAGGUGGCGAUCGAGCGCACACACACGUCCGCCGUGCAGGUGAAGUACCGGGCGGACGCGCUCAUGAACGCAAACCACUACGAUCCCCAAAGCAUCAAGGACAUUGCGGAGGAAGUGACAAAGAAGUGGCAAAAGCUGGUCACUUGUGCCGAAGAACGCCACAAGCUGGUGACAGCGUCGCAAAAUUUCUUCAAAACCGCCGAGCAAGUGUGCAGCGUGCUGGACAGCCUGGAGAAGGAGUACCGCCGGGAAGAGGACUGGUGCGGUGGCGGCGGCUCAACUGACAAGGGCCAGCAGAUAGUGCAGCUGAUCUCAAAGCACCAGGAGCAGAAGGAAGCGUUCUUGAAGGCGUGUACGUUGGCCCGCCGCACGGCGGAAACCUUCCUCAAGUACGCCAACCGUUCGUUGCAGUUCUACCACGUGAAACCGACCGCUGUGAACAGUGAGUCCCGGGUGAAGUCCAUCCUUGAGAAGCUGCUCGCACAGGAAACGCAGGUGUUGGAGUACUGGACGCAGCGCAAGAAGCGGCUCGAUCAGUGCCAGCAGUUUGUACUGUUCGAGCGAUCGGCCAAGCAGGCGAUCGAGUGGAUACACGAUACGGGCGAGGCGUAUCUAUCCUCGCGGAAGAACAAACUUUGCUCGAGCCGGGAAGAGUCAGAGCUGCUGCUGCGCGAGCAUAACGAGUUCAAGAGCACGGCAAAGGAAACGCGCGAACGGGUGAAGCUGCUGAUCCAGCUGGCCGACACGCUUGUGGAGAAGGGCCACGCGCACGCCAGCUCGAUCAAGCAGUGGGUUGCGACGGUCGACUAUCGCUACAAGGACUUCAGCCAACGGAUGGAGCUUUACCGUUCGAAUCUGGAGAAAUCUCUAGGCCUACCUGGUAUCAUACCGCAACAGGAUGACAAUAACCUUAGCAGUAGCAAUAGCAGUAAUAAUAGUAGUAACAAUAGUCUUAACGCGGGCCGAUCCAUUUCCUCGCUUAACUCCAGCUCAGGCAUCUCGUCUGGCGGGUCUUACACGAGCGUGAUAACUGUGGGUGCGACAGCGGUGCCGAGUGGUGGCAUGGGCAGUGACAGUGGCAGUGGCCACUGUUCGGCAAGCUCGACGGGAACGUCCGGAUCCAGCUCGGGAGCGUCGGUGUUGGAGUAUCGGCACUCGGAUCCAUCGUUGGAAACCAAACUGAACGCUGCCGCAGCCGUCUCGGGCGCCGUGGGUGUGGUGCAAAAGGAGAUCAACGAGGAGAAGCGCAAGUCGGCGCGCAAAAAGGAAUUCAUCAUGGCGGAGCUGCUGCAAACGGAGCGCACGUACGUGAAGGACCUCGAGACCUGCAUUAAUGCGUUUUUGCGCGAGCUCAAGAGCGGCCAGCAAGUGCCUCAGAGCCUGCUCGGCAAGGAGACCAUCCUGUUCGCGAACAUCGAGGACAUAUUUCAGUUCCACGAGAAGAUAUUCCUGCGCGAGCUGGAAAAGUAUGAGACGAUGCCGGAAGACGUCGGGCACUGUUUCGUGACGUGGGCCAGCAAGUUCGAUAUGUACGUGCACUAUUGCCAGAACAAACCGCAGUCGAUGGACUACAUGGUGCAGCAUGGUGGUACCUACUUCGAUGAGGUGCAGCGAAAGCACAAGCUCGAACAUUCGCUACCGGCGUUUCUGAUCAAGCCGGUACAGCGCAUCACGAAGUAUCAGCUGCUGCUGAAGGAUCUGCAGUCGUGCUGUGACGAGGGGCAGGGUGAAAUCAAAGAUGGCCUAGAGGUGAUGCUGAACGUGCCCAAGAAGGCGAACGACGUGAUGCACCUGUCGCUGCUGGAACAGUGCGACAUACCGAUCGAGAACCUGGGCGAUGUGGUGCUGCAGGAUUCGUUCCUAGUGUGGGAUAACAAACAAAUACUGAUCAAGAAGGGACGAGAACGGCACGUGUUCUUGUUCGAGCUGUACAUACUCUUCUCGAAGGAGGUCAAAGACACCAAUGGUACUGUGAAGUACAUUUACAAACACAAACUCCUCACUUCCGAUUUGGGCGUUACGGAGCACAUCGAAGGGGAUGAGUGCAAGUUCGCCGUCUGGACCGGUCGCGCUCCGAUCUCGUCCGACUAUCGAAUCGUCCUGAAAGCCAACAGUCUCGAGACGAAGCAACUGUGGGUGAAGCGAUUGCGCGAAGUCAUGCAGGAAACGUGCUUCUCAGGCGCAUCGUUCUCGCUGUUGAAGUCACCGGCCAAGAUCAGUGGCAAGAACCUUGGCCAGCGGCUCUCCAAGGACAUAGACGACACGCUCAACGAUAACGAUCAGGAUGGCAGCUCUUUGGCCAGCUUUGGUUCCGGGAACACCACCGACAGCGAGAAGGGUGGUUUAUCGGAGAUGACAUGGGUCAUAGCGGACCAUACGGCGGCCCCGGGUUCGUCCGAGCUGAGCGUCAGCAAAGGUCAGCAGGUUGAAAUCGUCGACAUGAACUGUUCGGGUGCGCCCGACUUCUGCCUGGUGCGCUUGUCGAUCAACGCGUCCGACAGCCAGGAAGGGCUGGUACCGGUGGUCGUCCUGAAGCCGCUGCCGUCCUCCCACAGCAAAUUGAACAAUAAACAGCGCGACACGGACGCCCUGGGAGAAGUUCCACAGGAAAAUGAUUGCAUACUGCCGAACCAGCACACGUCGCCCGUCAACAAGCGGAAAGGCUUCAGCGGGAAAAAAUGGCUACCAACACAAUUCCGGAAGCUCUCACACGGCAAAUCGGAUAAGCUACCCCCGGUGGAGAAGUCUCUCAUCAGCAAGAAAGGCUCGGAUAAGAAGGUUAAGCCCAACCAGCAGGAAAAGCCACCAGAAGAGCAGGAACCAUCGGCAGCCGCAUCAGUGCAGCUGGAAGCAGAGGACGAAGAAGCGACAGCGAUCGAGCUUCCACCGCCUAUGAAACCGAUUCAGGAUACCGCAUCCACCUUAAGCGGUGCCACCGUCGUGCCAUCGUCGUCCGAGGAUGCCACCAGUACCGCGAACAAGAUCACAAAGGCGCUUUCGUUGAAAUCGCUGGAAGAACCAUCCAGCGCCCAACCGCCGGCGGAUCUGGCCGAGAUCGAGCAGUUCGUGAAGCAGAAGGUAGAGAGCUUGAAGUAUCUGGACAAUGACGGUGGGAACAGUGGCAGUUUGGCGAUGGCUACGGGUAUCGUCAGUGGAGACGGAAGUAGCGGAUCCUCCACGACGAUGGCGUUAAACGGGGGUCACACGAUCGUGAAACCGGCCAUUUCCCCGCAGUUCUCGGAAAGCGAGGCGACGGAUGAUAACCUGACCGAGGAGCAGGGCAUUGAGGAUAUCCUGCGGAAGCGGAACUACGCCCUUCGCGAACUGAUUACCACCGAGGAGGCGUACGUGAACGAUCUAUCGCAGAUAGUGAAUGGGUACAUCUCUGAAAUUCGAAAUCCCUCAAGCACGGUUGCGAUCCCGGAGGAUCUCAAAGGCGGCAAAGAACGGAUGGUGUUUGGUAAUAUCGAAGCAAUAUACGAGUGGCACCGAGAUCAUUUCCUCAAAUCGCUGCAAAAGUGUCUGCAAAACCCGUAUGAACUCGGCCCGCUGAUCAAACGUAGCGAACGAAAGUUACACAUGUACGUCGUGUACUGUCAGAACAAACCGGUCUCCGAGCACAUUGUGCAGGAACAUAUGACUUACUUCGAUGAAUUACGCUUAAAAUUAAAAUAUAAACUAUGUUUAGGAGAUAUGCUCAUCAAACCAGUCCAAAGAAUAAUGAAGUACGAGUUACUGUUGAAAGAUAUCCUGAAGCAUACUCUGCGGGCCGGCCUCACCGAGGAAGUACCAGGAUUAAAGGAAGCGAUGCAUAUAAUGCAAGUAGUUCCUAAGGCAGCCAACGAUAUGAUGGAUGUUGGUCGGUUACAAAAGUUUGAGGGUAAAUUAACGUCGCAAGGCAAAUUGUUGCUGCACGGUCCACUGUAUUGUGUCGAGGGUGCCUCAAGUAGUGAUAAGAACUCGUACAACUCUCAGAAACCGAAGGAACUGCACGUGUUUCUCUUCGAGCAGAACAUCAUCUUUGCUGAAAUCGUCGGAAAGAAAACCCAGUUCACCAGUCCCAACUAUAUCUACAAGGCGCAUAUUCAGGUGAACAAAAUGACGCUACAGGACCUGUCGGAUGGGACAAACGGCAAUCGGUUUUCGCUUUGUUCAAUCGACCCGCAACGUUCCAGUCUCAGCUACGUUUGCAUGGCCCCGACCACCGAACUGCACAACGAGUGGCUCAAUACGAUACACGAGAUACUGAAAACGCAGAACGACUUCCUUAAGGCGCUCGUAAGCCCGAUCGCUUAUCAGAAGGAGUUGACAAAGGAUUCUUAAGACACACAGCACCGUAACCCUACAGUCAUUACCGGAGUAUUGUGUUGAACUCACUAUCCCAUAUCGUUCCAUACCGUGCAGCGAUAUGGCGAUUCUUUAAUUGUAUUGUUGUGCCAGGUACAACUGCAGAUUCUUAAGUUCCGAUUCGAGUUCCGUGUGUAUGUUGGGCACGCUCCUGAAUUAUUACGAGUAUUAUUUAUUUUAUCGGUAUCGUACCCUUUAAUGCAUGUAUACAGACUCCCCCAAGGCAGCAGUUGUUUGCUGUGGCCGGAAAUUUUACAACAAUUUAUUUAAAGACAAAGUCGAACAUCACGCUACAAAAACUAUUGCUGCUCGUAACAGCAAAUCGGUCACCGCGGACACGGCAAAUUCAAUUUGCAUUGGACAUGGUGCAUCACACGUUUAGAUAAGACAAGAUCACAUAACUAUUGUUCCGCGAGGUAGUAUUCGACCUAUCCUCGAUAGAGUUUACGAUGUCAACGGUUGUGCUGCGGUCAACAAAUGAGUGGUGAAAUUGUUGAAACAAACAAGAUGGCACAAACCUUUCGGAAUCUGCUAAGAAGACGAUCCGACAUGAAAGAGAACAGCUGCUCGUCAGCAGCCACAGAAACGAGAAACAAAAGGACAUCAAGCUAAAAUAAAAAAAAAUAUUCUGAAACGUGCACGUUUAUCUUUCGCGCUUACCACACAGAAAAAAACACGCAAUCACAGUUAUAUAGAGAACGGCUCAUUUUCUAUGUUAACAAAAUGAUAAACCAUAAAGAAUAUCAUACCAAACUUACUCGUUAAAAUCAGAAAUGAUGCGAUAAUGAUAGACAGUGAUGUAGCGAGUGAUCUUAUGUGUGAGCAUACACAAGUAAUAGACACGCAGCAUCGGCAGCGUCGGUCACCAAUGGCUUAAUAUAUCUUAGCACUGGUUACAGCAAAAGGAAGGAACAGCGGAUGAGGACGGGUACAUCCAUUUAGCAAAUCACUUAACCGUGCGAUCAAACAAACGUAACAGAGGAAUAAAUAAGUGCGGAUAGUUCAAGAAACAUAAAAGCAACAAUAGUAAUAUUAGAAUAGUGAAUAUCGAUAACAUACAAGAGAGACAAAGAAACAAACAAAACAAACAAAGCAAAGUAUAUAUUUUAUUAAUAUAAUUAUUAAAGGAAAAUCCAACAACAAGGAUAACCCAUGAACAUUUGACGAAAUAUUAGAGAAGAACAAAAAAACGAGAAUCAUUGAUAGCAUAAAGAGAAUUAAUCCUUCCUGUUAAUUUUACAUCAGUGACGGGACAAGGAUGAGCUAUAACAGAAUAAUGAAGGCAUUAACAGACAAACAUAGAAGGACGAGAAAGGACGAGAAAGAAAAAGCACAGAGGGAGAGACAGAAUAGCAAAAGAUGUGCAACAUAUUUUUGAUAUUUUGACAUUUUUUCUCCCUUUUAGUAACUGAUGAAACCUGGUAGCAACGUUGUAAUGAGCUAUUUGCUCGAAAAUAUCGGAAAUUGAUAAUCCAACAAAGAUAGCAGCGAGCUCGAGGGGUUGUACCCGAUUAUACAUUUUGCUUGUACAGCACACCUCAUAGGUUUCGUAGGGGCAUUACGGCGCAACAACAUUGGAGUGAAGCGAACAUGGCUUACGAGUUACGUCGUGGCUGGAAAAGGAAUUUGAUUUAUUUCGAUAUCCGUAACAUGAAAUCUUCUGUAUGAGCAAUAUCAGCCUAUAGAAUAUGCGAGUGCUCCUUAACCGCAGAUUUGGAAGCUUCCACUAUACUUUGUUUUAGAAUGGUAACCGUAUUUCUGCAAUAUAUUGCAGUUUAUCGCUUUUCGAACAACAUCUCCAAAUAUUAAGCGGCAGAAGAGCCAAUAUUCAGCCUGAUAUACUGUUCUGUAAACGUACCUGCGUUAACAGUAGAAGUUUUCAGUUUUCUUGUGUGCUUUAUUUCAAAACGAAUUGCGCUAUCUCAAAAAUAAGUAGGUUUGGGCAAACUACGGAUUGUCCAGAUUGUGCUUGGCAUUGCAAAUGCUUCUCUACAACACACCUAUUAACGUGGUGUAAAUGUGUAAUUUAUGUAAACUAUUAUACCUUCACAUUCAAUGCUUUUAUCUUUAAUUUUAGGCGAGAACAGCUUUAGCUUUAUUUCGUUUUGCCUUUUUUUGCAUUCUUUCAGAUGUAUAGUUUUUUGUCCGUUCGAAGUGAACUAUUUAACCUAGGCUGCAAUUAUUACAGUUAUUAUUUACGCCAUGGGAAAAAUACUAAAAUGAGGUAUUCCUAGAGCAACUUUAAUUUUAAUGAAAAUUAACAUUUUGUUCUUCAACUUUCGUCAGAGGUCCCGCGUAUGCGUAAGACAGGCAAACCAUCCCACCAUUUUAUGAUGUGAGAAAAAAAAGAAAAAAAAAACAGGUCUACUAAUGUAAAUUCCUUUUCGUGAAAUUGUGACGUAUAGUAUCGGCCUUUUUAAAUCU
Anopheles nili is the source of this 9519-nucleotide messenger RNA. RefSeq names its product kalirin (gene trio). Gene Ontology annotation, cellular component: cytoplasm. The record is from RefSeq and is a predicted model, not a curated record. The coding region runs from base 1 to 7071 and encodes 2356 amino acids. Gene Ontology annotation, biological process: axon guidance; intracellular signal transduction. NCBI's taxonomy places the organism in Eukaryota, Metazoa, Arthropoda, Insecta, Diptera, Culicidae. Gene Ontology annotation, molecular function: protein binding; guanyl-nucleotide exchange factor activity. The transcript has 14 exons.